AUGUGCCCAUAUAAGGAAUGCUUUGGUACAUACAAGGAAUGUGAUGCUAGUAUUGUUUUCAUGGGUAAUGAUUCAAGCUCUAAAGUAAUUGAGAUUGGUCCCAUAAAAGUGAGGAUGUUUGAUGGUGUUGUAAAGGCAUUGAUUUUUUGUUUACUGUGUAACCAGAUCAAUCUAGGCGAUACAUUAAUUGUUUUUGAUGAUUUAUCAUCUCAUAUCCAGAAAUGUAAGGCUGUAGCAGAUGUGUAUAUAGUUGCUCACUUGGUUUUCUGUCUUCAGGCGGCUUACACUGUUGGGGGGCAUUCUUUCAGUGCAGCUGCUAUUGAGUAUGUGAUUCUGAAGAUGAAACCACCUGUCCAUCGGCCACAAAUUGCUUUGCUACUUGCCCUUCACAAACUGAAGGUGUCAGAGGAGCUACGGAAGUCUGGAAUUGAUGCAUGUGAACCUCUUGUAGCUUUCGCUUUCAGCUGUGGUAUGUAUUCGUCACCAGCAAUAAGGAUCUACACAGCAAAGAAAGUGAGGGAGGAGCUUCAGGAAGCUCAGCGCGAUUUUAUUGGGGCCUCAGUGGGGUUGAGCAGCAAAGGGAGGUUAUUGGUGCCAAAGAUGCUGCACUGCUUUGCUAAAGGCUUUGUGGACGAUGCAAAACUGGCAUUACCUUCCCCUCACCAGGCUGCCUUUGUUGAGCAGUGCAUUUCACAGAGGCGACAAAGCCUUCUUUGUUCACGCAACUGUGGGAUUCUUCCCUUCGAUUCUCACUUCUGUUACUUGUUCCUGCCUGGCCAACUUUCACUCUAAUGGUGCUUGUUUUAUACUAAAUAUGCAGCCUUAGGCCAAUUUCCACCUUGGAAAUGACUUGAGGAUGGUGGCAGUUUUGGUGUUUUUGCCUUGUAGACAAGUUGUAUCCCUGUUGGGUGUUGUAUAUGUCUUUGAUGAACAGCAGGAGCUCAAGUAUGGGGCUCACUGCAGGUAACUGACAUGUACUAGCUUCAUUUAACAAAUUGUUAAUAAAGAAUGAAUGACGAUUUGUUCUAUUG
Messenger RNA from Vitis vinifera (wine grape), 1031 nucleotides. RefSeq lists its product as uncharacterized. NCBI's taxonomy places the organism in Eukaryota, Viridiplantae, Streptophyta, Magnoliopsida, Vitales, Vitaceae. The transcript is spliced from 4 exons. The record is from RefSeq and is a predicted model, not a curated record. Bases 1 to 792 code for a protein of 263 amino acids.